AGAGCAAUGAGACCGAAAUCUGUUUAGGGGGGAUAAAUGAGGUCUGCUUAAAAAAUGGAAACACGAGUGUCUAUCAACACAUGGUACAGCGUGCGAAAAUCCUAUGAGGAUAUGGUCAGCCCGGUCUGCGUGGUUGGUUGACGUUAACCGUCAAUGUCUCGUCUCAGGGCGUGUAGCGGGGGAUGCAAUGCCGUUCGUUGCUUUGAGCUACAAAUAUGGUUCUGGUCCAUGGUUUAAGAUCACGAGUGCCGCGACUUUGUCUAGGCUACAGGUCCCUGGUUCAUUGGAGACGGUGGAGAUGCUAGCCAAAAUUUCGCCGAUGUUGAAACAUGCGAUGUAUUUGACGACUCAACUGGGUGAGCGUUUCCUUUGGGCGGAUGUACUCUGUAUUCCGCAUCACGAUACUGCAACUACGACUGAGCAACUAAAACUCAUGGGUGCCAUAUAUGCAAAUGCUAUUGUAACGAUCAUCGCCCUAGAUACCGAUUCCGAAGAAGGUAUCCCGGGCUUGAAGGGCAUCUCCAACUCCCGUGAGAUGAAACAAGUCGUCGUGCCCUUUGGGACCGAGAAGAUUGUAGCAAGACCAUAUGAUGUUGGCACUACAAUGUUCCAAAGGGGAAAGCUUUAUAACACGAGAGGUUGGACCUAUCAAGAGUGUAUGUUGUCCUGUCGCAAAGUAGUUUUCCACGAGAAAGAGCUCAAAUGGGUGUGUUCUUGCAACUUCUGGGGCGAGGGGCGGGCUACUGGUCUAGACAUCCAAGAACACGAUUACCAGUAUUUCAAUCGCCAGAUGGACUCAAUUCUUACAGGACUCCCGGAUACAGCGCCUCUUAACGAGAUAUUUACCGAAUUCAAUUAUAGAGAGCUCUCCAACGAUGCGGAUGCUCUUCCUGCUAUAAGCGGUCUACUUUCUGUUUUAAGUUGAUUGUUUGCUGGCGGUUUUCUGUAUGGCCUCCCAGAACUAUAUGUCAGAAAGGGAAGGCGGUGAUACUUGCGUUCCAUAUACUGGAAUGCUAGAAUCUAUAUAUAAGACCUUUAUCUAACCAAAUAACUAUAUUAUAACUUAGACUUCUAAAU
Molecule: messenger RNA, 1077 nt
Organism: Xylaria bambusicola
Lineage: Eukaryota; Fungi; Ascomycota; Sordariomycetes; Xylariales; Xylariaceae
Product: HET-domain-containing protein
Exons: 3
Coding region: 104-925 (273 amino acids)
Source: RefSeq, a predicted model, not a curated record